AUGGAUUUCCAACCUCUUGAUUAUUUGAACGAUUUGAACUUGGUAAUAAAUUCACCUGUGGUUGGUGAUAACACCAAUAGUACUAGCCCUAACGGAGGUGCUUCUGCUGAUUUAGCCAUGUUUAGCCAUUCAGACUUUUUUGACUUUGAUGUCUUGGGUCAAGAUAAUAUAGUGCCUAUUAAACCAUCGGUUACUACUCAAAGCAACGAGAGUAACUCUACUACCAAUAAUACAUUUCAAUUUGAAAGUGAAACUGAUUCAUAUCAAGUUUCUCAAUACCCUGAAUCUGCAACUACAGUAUCCAGCAUGGAGCAAAACACAUAUAACCAAAGCCAAUACGUGAAAAUUGAACCACAAGAAGAAACCUUUUUGGCUUCAGUUUCUAAUUUGAGUGCUGCUCCUACAGCCGUUGCCACACCUAUUAACGAUAAUGGAGAAUUUGGGAUUUCUUCUGUUGGAGAAGCAAAGUUUUCUGCCAUUCAUGCUGCAAAUGAAGAUAAACGUAAACGUAAUACUGCUGCUAGUGCACGUUUUAGAAUUAAGAAGAAGUUGAAGGAACAGCAAAUGGAGCAACGCACGAAGGAAUUACAAGAUCGGGUUCAACUUUUAGAAAAGAAGUUGCGUACGUUGGAGAUGGAAAACCGUUGUUUGAAGUCUUUGGUUGCUCAAAAGAGUGAAAAGAAGAGUACAGAUUUGGUUGAAUCCAUUAAGCAAAGAUCACUCCAAACCACGUCAGAACCUGUUUUCCAAUUUACCUAA
Messenger RNA from Lizanozyma spartinae, 759 nucleotides. It is a transcript of the gene MET28, whose product is annotated as Met28p. The transcript has a single exon. Gene Ontology annotation, cellular component: nucleus; Cbf1-Met4-Met28 complex. NCBI's taxonomy places the organism in Eukaryota, Fungi, Ascomycota, Pichiomycetes, Serinales, Debaryomycetaceae. The record is from RefSeq and is a predicted model, not a curated record. Bases 1 to 759 code for a protein of 252 amino acids. Gene Ontology annotation, molecular function: DNA-binding transcription activator activity, RNA polymerase II-specific; RNA polymerase II transcription regulatory region sequence-specific DNA binding. Gene Ontology annotation, biological process: regulation of transcription by RNA polymerase II.